Molecule: messenger RNA, 873 nt
Organism: Trichomonas vaginalis G3
Lineage: Eukaryota; Parabasalia; Trichomonadida; Trichomonadidae
Exons: 1
Coding region: 1-873 (290 amino acids)
Source: RefSeq, a predicted model, not a curated record
AUGGCGCUCGUGAUGCAGCAAGUUAACAUACAGGAGCCUCUGAAGGAUCCUCCUGUGAAUGUGUUUAAGUCUUCACCGGCCUUAGAGAGUGCCAUCAAGAAAAUGGUCGAAAAUCCCUCGCUUUUACAGAAUUUUCUUCGGAUGUUUGUAAAAACACCGAAGAUUCCUUCAAAAACAACGGCUCCACCCCCGCCUCCGCCUGCAAAAGUUGCUCGCAAUAAAUACAAUAGGAGUAUUACUCCAAUUAAUACUGAUUUUGAUAUUCCAGAUUUUGGUGAAAUGUCAGCAACUCCACCAGCUCAAGACUAUAGACCCAGCCGUAUUCUUACUCCAACAUGGGAUGCAGCUGAUAGUGAUUUUUCAAGCCAUUCGGCAAAAUCUUCAUCAAAAACUCAGUCAUACGAUUUGGUAUUAAUGCAUCAGAGCCUAGAAAUCCUUGAGAGUCGAAUGUUUACUGAUCCUAAUACCAAGUACUUUCAUUCGGGCCAACUCCUAGAUAUCGCUGAAUCAAAUCCACCAAAGCCACAGACUGAAACAGAGAGGAAGAAAAUUGAAAGAUACAAUACUAAGACUGUUCCGAAAAAGAUUCCAAAUACAUGGGUAAGAAGGCCAUGGGAUAAACCAGAAAUGGUUAUGACUGAAGCAGAAACACUUGACUUACAGCAAGCUAUAUUAAAUAAUUCUGUAGCUGCUAUGGAUCCACAAAAUUGGAAUCUUAACAAUAAAAAGAAAACCAGAAGAAAUCAUAUUUCACGUACAGAAAGCGACAACAGAUUUCAUAGAAAGAAAAAGACAAUACUUACACUUAGUAGCUUGUCUUAUGCUACAGAUUGUUCAGAUGAAGAAACAGAUUGGUCAGAUUUCGAUUUUUAA